Menidia menidia (Atlantic silverside) is the source of this 2936-nucleotide messenger RNA. NCBI's taxonomy places the organism in Eukaryota, Metazoa, Chordata, Actinopteri, Atheriniformes, Atherinopsidae. The record is from the annotation of a GenBank genome assembly.
GCAGGGGGGGAACCUUGGUGCUUAGCUCCGUUUCCACCGGAAGUCAAUAGCGUGAGCACCAGGAGUGCUGUAGGCGCAACAAACCGGAGUCUGACAGCUAGGUCCGUCCAUAAGUCUACGGUCUGACAGCAGAGCCACGGCCUCCGCGGGCCCCCUCCGCGGACUGGGGACGUGUCCAGAGCCCCCGGGAGACAUGGAGGAGCCCAGCGGCCCCACGGGGUCUGCCCCGAGCCCCGGGAGCCCCGGUCACUGGCGAAACUGGAGUGGGUUUUGGUGAGUGGCCGUCGUUCCGGGGGGGGGAGGCCGGGGACGAUGUCCCUGUCAGACGGGCUGAGCCCGCACAGGGCCGCGUGACGGCCGCUGGUCGCUGCUCCGGAGCCCUGCGGACCAGGGUUAGGGUUAGCCCUCAUCUGCGGGCUGCUCAGCCCCCGGGGGGGGCCAGGCUGCGGCAGAUCCUCGGACUGUGUAACAACUAUGCUUACGUUGUCAUGCUGAGUGCUGCCCAUGACAUCCUGGAAAAGCAGGAGUCCAGAAACUCCACAGCAGCAGCUUCAGCUCCUGGAACUGAGCGCCAAGAGGGCAACAACAACCCCAACGGCAGCAGCCCCUACGACUGCAGCCCCGUGUCCACCGGGGUAAAGGCCGCUUGCCACACAGCCCGCCACGCAGCCCGCCAUGUAGCCCGCCACACAGCCCGCCACAGUGGGAAGCAGCCCUGUUCUGAACUUUGUCCGACCAGGCUGCAGAGCCAUUGGGCGGUGCUGCUAGCUGACAUCCUGCCUACACUCCUCAUCAAACUGGUUGCUCCCUUUGUGGUCCACAAAGUGCCUUAUGGGCUCCGCGUCUUGUUCUGUGCCUUCAUGGCAGCCAGCAGCUUCCUCCUGGUGUCCUUCUCCUCUGCCAUGUGGAUGAGCAUUCUGGGUAAAGCUGCCCGACUGCUGCCUUGGUCCGGGCUCAGGGAGGGAGUGGUGUUUGCCAGCGUCAGCUCUGGACUGGGAGAGCUGUCCUUCCUCUCGCUCACAGUCUUCUUCAGCAGAACCGUGUUGGAGGGUUGGGGCUCUGGCACUGGUGGGGCAGGGGUUGCUGGCUCCUUUCUCUACUCCAGCCUCAUCCAGGGUGGCCUCACCCCCAGGGUGACUCUGCUCAUCAUGCUGGUGGUCCCAUUGGCUAUGGUAGUUAGCUAUUUUGGCAUGCUGGUCCCCGAGCAUCCGCUGCCCCAGUGGAGGAGGGCGGACGCUGACCGCUGGGCUGUGGGCUGGGAGGAGAGGCAGAGUCUCACGCAGGGAGCAGAACAGGAGGAGCCUGAGGAGACAUCAGGCCCAGCAGAGGACGGACCCGGAGGAGCCCUUAGCUUCUCAGAGAGGCUGCAUGUCAUCAGGGGCCUGCUCAGGUUUGUCCUCCCUCUGGGCCUGGUCUACUUUGCAGAGUACUUCAUCAACCAGGGCCUGAUGGAGAUCCUGUUUUUCCACAACUUUUUCCUCUCCCAUGCGGAGCAGUACCGCUGGUACCAAUGUCUGUACCAAAUUGGAGUGUUUCUGUCUCGAUCUUCCCUGCGCUGGAUAAAGAUCAGGAGAAUCUGGGCUCUGGCUCUACUGCAGGUGGUGAAUGCAGUGUUUCUUCUGCUGGCUGCUCGCUACCAGUUCCUGCCCAGCGCCUGGCUCGUGUUCGCCAUCAUUCUUUAUGAGGGUCUGCUAGGUGGAGCUGCCUAUGUCAACACCUUCCACUUCAUUAGCAAAGAGACGGACUCCAGACACAGGGAGUUUGCCAUGGCUGCUGCCAGCGUGGGAGACAGUCUGGGAAUAGCUCUGGCUGGACUGGCAGCCUUUCCCACCCAUGGAUACUUCUGCUCCCUGUGACGGGCCUACAGACAGCUGUCAGACUCUGCUCCCCUCCGGGCUGCAGGUUUUAGAGGUUUUACCUGUUUCAUACACCUGAUUCACAUCAGAGAGCCAUCAGCAAAGCUCAAGAUCCAGUUUAAUCACAACCAGAUGUGAUGAAGCGGGAACACCUCUAAACCCCGGAGAGGACCGGAGCAGGACAGCCCUGACCUACAGCAUGCAUUAUUUUAGUUUCUGUUCAAAUGGGGACAUUCCUUCUGAAAAAUCAUUCCAACUUCUGCUUUUAAUCAAGCUUUUUUAGUAGCAUGUAAGUAUAAUUUUGUAGCGUUUAUUGGGUGAGAUGCACGGGCCACCCAGGACAGUUUGUGUAUUUCUCAUGUUAAUUACAUGUUUCAAGUGUUCCACCUCUAAGUAUAACUAAAUUAUGAAACAACUGUGGUAAUAAUGAGUGAAGCCACCUGGGGCAUAUUUGACCUGUUAGAGAUAUUCAACAGAUCGUUUACAGGAAUACGUAUUAUGACUACCCUGAUUUUCAUGCUCCAAGAAGUCAAAAAAGAAGGAGUUUCUGUUUGCUGCAGAGGAUCUACACAAACCAAAGACUGGUCCAGAUGGGUGAGCUUUCACCCGGGCCAGGACUUCCUCUUUUUAAGUGCCUUUCUUUAGAAUGUGCUCCACUUUAAACUUGGGAUGAGGGGAUCAAAACCUUUUUCUCUUUUUUUGUGAAUCGUUUUUGUCAUUUUAGCACUCAUCAAAACAAGAAUGUUUAGAGGUUUAAGGAGCUUUUAAUAAGCCACAAUCUCGAGUUUUAAGAACCUUUAAAGGAAUACGACAUAGGUCUCUUUAUUGUUUAACUACAACUAUAGCUUGUUAUAAAUUCUUCAUAAGGCAAGUCCAUAGAGCUUGAUUUGCUUCCUCUGAAGCAGGUUGUGUAUUAAUGUGCACGUUCUACUGACAUUUUAAACAAAUUGUGAAACAGUCAAUUUGUCAAUGUUUUGUAAAGACUUUGUUGCUUAAGUUUGUGUUUUUAUUGGAGAGAAUUACUCUGAAAAUAAAGACCAUGUAUUUUUGUGAACUGAGUUUCUUUUUCAGUGUUCAAUC